AUGCAGCAUGAAGCUGUAGACAGCACAAACACAGGCAUCAUUGAUACUAUGGAUGCUAUGAACAGUGACUUUCAAUGGGAAACAGUCCCAGAUGACCUCAGAGACAAUGAGACCUUUAUGCUCGCUGUGCAAGACAUUGUCGGUAGCCACGCUUAUAUUCGCAGUGCACCCACCAUUGAAACCCCUGCAGAAGCCCUGAUCUUAAAUGGUUAUCUGGGUGCUACUCCUCAUUCUCCAACUAUCGCCAUCUCCUUGUCAACACUUGAGCUUUACAGACGGCUGUGUCUGCGCAAACCUUCACUCAGUGUCGAGGCAUUCACUAAGGUCCUUUGCGACCUCUAUCAUUGGCCUUAUCACCGGAGAUAUUGUACUGCGCUUGCCAGUGCUUUCGACGUCUAUCUUGCAAUUCACCGCAACAUCGAUGCUCAGGUUUCGAAGACCCUUGGACGUGAUUCCGAAAACUGGCAAGUGCUCAAUGCAUGUCCGCCAUGCACAUACGAGGUACGUAAUGCAAGGCACUUAUUUGAUGGGAACAACUCGCUGUCACGUAUGGCACCACUGGGAGGUCACCAAAUCGGUGAUACACGUUUAUUCAAGAGCGACUACUACCUCGAGCCUGACUACAUCGACACAUUUGCAUCACAAUCGAAUAUGCUACCAUCAAAUGAUGCGAACAUCGACCCCACUUCUCAAACACACACUGGGGAGGACCCUGGACCUUUGAACACGUCACUAGCUACGUCCGCAUGCACAGAUAACUGGAAAGCUGCAGCUGCAGAUGUGAAGAAGAAAUCGUGGGGAAUAUUUGAAGAGACGGGAAUCUUUGCAAGCACUUGUCGUCAUGGUCUCAUACUUUGGAUUGGUGAUAUGGUUCGUAGUGGGGAGCUUUUCAAGUACCCCCUCACCAUUGUUAGCAAAGCUCUUGAGACUCUCGGAUCACGUCUUCUGAUUGGAUAUGAUGUUGGCUGCAAGCUUGCUAUUACUAUUGCCUCUAGCUCACUAGCGCAGAGGUUCAAUGAUGCAGAAUAUUGUAUGUGUGUUGAUGCAUUCCAUGGGUAUACCCACAGUUAUCUCUGCCAAGACAAGAACCACCCAAACGUCAUCAAGGGCAUGGGAAUUGAAGAUCUUGCUAUGAUGGAGUGUAUUUUUAGCUCGUCCAAUCAACUCGCUGCUGUCACUUGUUACGCCUCAGCAUACAACCGUUGUGUGUCUAUUGAUUCCUUCUUCAAACAGUGGGACGAAGACAAGUACCUCAACCUCGGUAACAUGUUGUAUCAAAACUAUGUUCAAGCGUGUCAGAUUAUCAAAGAACAGGGAUCUGCUAUCCGGGAAGCCAAAAUUUCACUCAGCAUUUCAGAUGAUGAUCUCAAGACGUGGUCUACGGAACAAUCGCAGUACCUUGCAACAUCAGGUCAGGAGGCCGAGUGGGAUGUUCACGCUGUUGCAUAUGUUGAACUUCUUCAGAAACUCAGGGAAGCGAGAGCAACCUCAGAAACUGCUUCUGCGAUGUUCCUAAAUGCCACACCAAUGAAUUACGAGUUCAUUAUACCCACCAGCACUUCCUCUUCCUAUUCUAUGGGUAUAACCCGACGAUGGGAACCAGCUGAUCAUGAGUACCUAGAGACCCUGAAAUAUAUGUUGCAGCGUGAAUAUCAUCGCACGCUUGACAAUCUUCAGCGGCUCGUAGUACUUCGGCUGUUUGAACUUCACAAACUCAACAUCUCUCAAAUGGGUUAUCGGAUGCGCACCCAUAUCGCCAAGUCCUUGCAAACUCGGUGCAAGGCCAUUCAGACUGCUGUCAAGUCCUAUAAUACAGCUGCCCUUGCCCUUGAGCCACCAGUGCCUAUGCUGGACUGGUCUAAAUUUGCUCUCUUAUGCUGGGCUGAACCGGCAAGCCUUCGCAUUGAUUGUCGACUGCACACUGCUAUCAUUGAUGAGGAAGCACACUUCACCCGGGUCAUUCUGGAGGCCAACAAUGCCAGUGAUCCUUUAUGUGAGGCACUCAAGGAAUUCUGUCGACGCCGGCAGCACAUCAAUGCUCACAUACUUGCUUGUUUACAGGACUUAUAUUCACUUCCUGGCUUCGCUGGCUUGACGACACCGGACAAUGCAUUGGUGAUUUCGGAGCAUCAGAGACUCGAGGAGGACGAUGCUAUUGCUGGUGAAGUCGGCGGUCUACUCAAUUACAUAUCAGAAUUACAGUAG
Molecule: messenger RNA, 2205 nt
Organism: Suillus discolor
Lineage: Eukaryota; Fungi; Basidiomycota; Agaricomycetes; Boletales; Suillaceae
Exons: 15
Coding region: 1-2205 (734 amino acids)
Source: RefSeq, a predicted model, not a curated record